Molecule: messenger RNA, 1050 nt
Organism: Xiphias gladius (swordfish)
Lineage: Eukaryota; Metazoa; Chordata; Actinopteri; Istiophoriformes; Xiphiidae
Gene: wnt7ab
Product: protein Wnt-7a
Exons: 4
Coding region: 1-1050 (349 amino acids)
Biological process (GO): multicellular organism development; cell fate commitment; neuron differentiation
Cellular component (GO): extracellular region
Molecular function (GO): cytokine activity; frizzled binding
Source: RefSeq, a predicted model, not a curated record
AUGACAAGAGGGCCCAGUGAAAGGGGGCCAAGUAAAGGGAGUCCGGAUGAUACCCUAGCCGGCAACUUUGGCUUCUCGUCGGUGGUGGCCCUAGGUGCGAGCAUAAUCUGUAACAAGAUCCCCGGUCUGGCCCCCAGACAACGGAUUAUCUGCCAGAGUCGCCCCGAUGCGAUUAUCGUCAUCGGAGAGGGAGCCCAAAUGGGCAUCAACGAGUGUCAGUUUCAGUUCAAAAACGGGCGCUGGAACUGCUCUGCGCUUGGAGAGAGGACAGUCUUCGGAAAAGAGUUGAAAGUGGGUAGCAAAGAGGCUGCAUUCACCUACGCCAUCAUUGCGGCAGGAGUGGCCCAUGCCAUUACUGCCGCCUGUACACAGGGCAACCUGAGUGACUGUAGCUGCGACAAGGAGAAGCAGGGUUUCUACAGUAAAGACCAAGGCUGGAAGUGGGGAGGCUGCUCGGCAGACAUCAGCUACGGCUUAGGCUUUUCAAAAGUAUUUAUCGAUGCUCGGGAGGUCAAACAGAAUGCAAGGACACUCAUGAACCUCCAUAAUAAUGAGGUCGGACGCAAGAUCCUGGAGAAGAACAUGCGACUAGAAUGCAAGUGUCAUGGUGUCUCAGGCUCCUGCACCACCAAAACCUGCUGGACUACACUUCCCAAGUUCCGCGAGCUUGGCUACAUUCUCAAGGAGAAGUAUGCCCAUGCGGUGCAUGUGGAACCAGUGAAAGCCAGCCGCAACAAGCGCCCUAAAUUCCUCAAGAUCAAGAAGCCUUACUCUUACCGGAAGCCCAUGGAUACAGACCUGGUGUACAUAGACAAGUCGCCUAACUACUGUGAGGCAGACGCUGUUACAGGGAGCUUGGGGACACAGGGCAGGGUGUGUAACAAGACUAUGAUGCAGCACAUCAGCGGCUGUGACUUGAUGUGCUGCGGUCGGGGAUACAACACACACCAGUACUCCCGCGUCUGGCAGUGCAACUGCAAGUUCCUGUGGUGCUGCUACGUUAAAUGCAACACCUGCAGCGAGAGGACAGAGGUGUACACAUGCAAAUGA